Branchiostoma belcheri (Belcher's lancelet) is the source of this 397-nucleotide messenger RNA. RefSeq lists its product as uncharacterized. The record is from RefSeq and is a predicted model, not a curated record. NCBI's taxonomy places the organism in Eukaryota, Metazoa, Chordata, Leptocardii, Amphioxiformes, Branchiostomatidae. The transcript is spliced from 3 exons. Bases 34 to 387 code for a protein of 117 amino acids.
CUCUGCUAUUCAACAGCUCAUCACUUGUCAACAAUGGCAGAUGACGUGGAGAAGGCAACAAUGGCAGAUGACGUGGAGAAGGCAACAAUGGCAGAUGACGUGGAGAAGGCCACAGCCACUAUCGCCGCUUCCAACACCGAGCCGGCACCAGCAAUAAUGCGCCCUCCAGUGAUCGUCAUACCAUACGUACGGUGGUAUCACACUAUCAAAUGGACAGUGUUCACCUGCCUUUCUUUCUUCGUGCUCUACCAAACGGAGUACGACCCGAAGGCUCCGGGUGUCUUCUGGAUAUUGAUGCUGUACGCGGUGGGAUCUUUUCUCACCACCAUGCUCGCGCUCUAUGUGGAUGUGACGUACCCCUACGUGGAUUCCGAGAAAGGGAACUAAGUAGGCCUCU